AUGAAUUCGCGGCUUUUGCUUUUUGUUUUCACCGCGAUCGCAAGUACGGAAAUCAAGGAAGAGGUGAAAGAGCUGCUCAAAGAUAGUACCGUUGUAAAUACACUUGUUGACAUCCUCGAUUACAAAUUGAACAAGAAAACAGAAGAGCUUCAGAAGAAAACUGCCGUAGAGAAAGCUAUCGGGCAGAAAAUUGUUGGGAACGAAUGGAAAGAAGUCAACGCGGAUUCUGAUGAAAGCUGUGCAACUAUCUGUACGUUUUAUGAAAAAUGUGUUGGGUACAAUUAUCUCAAUGCGGACAAGCUGUGUUCGCUUUUUGAUUCGGUCGAAAAACUACAGCCUGAAGAAACAGUAAUAUGCGGCCAGAUUCGAAGAUCGUUUGUUCUUGCGAGAAUUCCUGCGAGUCCAAAUGAUACAGCUCCUCCUUCAGCAGCGGACGCGUAUGAUUUGAAAAUGGUUAAAAGUGCAGUUGCGAAACACAUUCAUGUUUGCCAGAAAAAGUUCGAAUUUCUUACGAAAAAAUUGAAAGUGACUAGAGAUAGCCUUGGUGGAAAAAUUCGAUCGCUUGAAAUUGAUACUUCGAAGGCAAAGUGCUUGAAGGGAGGAAGACCGUCCGCCUGCGAUAAUUUUGCGAAAAGGAUUGAGGAAAGGAACAACGAUAUUUACAACGCAGUUCUGACAUACGUGGAGGAACAAAAUGCGAUCAAGCAGCUUCAGGAAGGAAUGGACACUCGUCUCACGGAAAUGGGUCAUUUUCUUGCUACCUAUCAACCAGUUACUGUCGCAGAGCCUGCCCAGGACCUAAUCGGAUCAGUCCUCAUGCAGACGAAGGAAAUGCAAAACAACGUCAGAAUCGAGCUAGAGUCAAAAAUCGAGCGCAACGAUGCUGAAAUGCGCCGGAAUCAAGGAGCUAUUCGUAAUUUACGCGCGAAAAUUGACAAUCUUCCGCUCGUAGCGGAUCAGCCUUCGGAAAUUGUCAUGAACGAAUUGGACAAAACUCUUGAAAGACUCAACGAAACGAUAAUCUCUUGCCAAGCUUCUGUCGAUUCGAUAAAAUCAGAAUUCAAUUCGACAAAAAUCAACGAAGAUAUCUCCGCCGCCCAUAAACUAGCGCAGGGAGCAUGGAACCGCGCUAGAAAAGUGGAUAACUUCUCCAAACGACUCAAUGCCACGAUAUUUUCGAUGCAAGAGAUGGAUUUCAGAAGUCAAACGCCGGAUAAUCAAGCGCCAGUUCGACGUGACAUUUCAAAUUUGAGAAUCGAAGAAAUGACGGAGGAAAUAGAAGGGAUCAUUGAUCGACUGACCAGGCUCGAAGGCGAUUUGGCGGAGACGAAUUCCUUCGUCUACGAUGUUCUUCUGGACGAUCUGAAUAAGAAAGUGGACGAGCUGGAAAAAGCGACGGGAGGAAGAGUUAACGAGUUGGACACACAGGUCACUGAAUUCGUCAAUAGAUCGAGUCGAGACAUGAUGAAGCUUCACGCUUACAUGAAGAAGACUGCGGAAUCACUGGAAGGAAAAGUCAUCUUUUCCAAGAAAACUUUUGAUAAAUCAAUGAAAGAUCUUAUAUCAGCCGCAAAGGCAAACAAAGAACACUUCAGAAGACUGGAAGAAAAAGUCAACAGCCAUGAAAGCAGUGAACACGUGAUUCAAAUUGUCGCUAAAGACCUGACUGAUUGA
Oikopleura dioica is the source of this 1674-nucleotide messenger RNA. Lineage: Eukaryota; Metazoa; Chordata; Appendicularia; Copelata; Oikopleuridae. The record is from the annotation of a GenBank genome assembly.